Molecule: messenger RNA, 1795 nt
Organism: Nannospalax galili (Upper Galilee mountains blind mole rat)
Lineage: Eukaryota; Metazoa; Chordata; Mammalia; Rodentia; Spalacidae
Gene: Calml4
Product: calmodulin like 4
Exons: 5
Coding region: 1117-1500 (127 amino acids)
Cellular component (GO): myosin II complex
Molecular function (GO): calcium ion binding
Source: RefSeq, a predicted model, not a curated record
AGGAGGUCCCAUGUGUCCAGGUGCCUUCAUACUAGUUAACAGGAAGCCUCUCUUCCUCUGACAGCUGCAGCCUCUUGCCAGCCCUCACCAGCCCAUCAUGUAGUGCUCAGCCUGUGUGAUUGCUGCACACCAUGACUGACAACUGGGCCAGCCUGGAUUUAAAGCCCUACAGGCAAACCGGCCACAAGGUGGGGACAAGGCAAAGGGGACCUCCAGACCAGACAGAACCUACUCAUACCUAGAGCCUAGCAGCAGUUCUGCGAGCUAUCUCUGAAUUCCCCAAUCCCUACUCUGUCAUUCUGAGGUGUGUGUGUGUGGAGGGACCAUCUGAGGAAUCCCAGAGUAGGAGGGGAAGGAAGUGGAGAAGGAAUUUCCAGCUAGGAGAAACUCUAAGCUGCUGGCUCUAGGACUAGAGACCCAGCCCCAGACCCCCAGAGUCCUCAGGAGGGAGAGCUGGCUGUGCUGGUCCCUGGAUUUUCUCACCAGCCUGUAAUGAGACUGGUGAGGAAACUGAGACACAAAGGUAAGGUAAUGAGACUCCGGUGAGGAAGGAGUAGAAUCCCAGGCUGAAGGACAGCAAUGGGACUUCUGUGGGGCAGCCCCCAAGGCUGUGCAGGAAGUGUCUCUGAACUGAGCCAUCUCAGUCUGGCUCUGCUCCUCCUGGUGAAACUGUAGUGUCUGGCUCCGGAAAGGAGUUUUUCAGUGUCCUAGUCUAGCCCCAGGAGAGAGAAAAGGGCCCCAAGACUGGCCUAGACCAAUACAGAGUCAGCCCCACCCCAGGGCCCACUUUCUGUUACCCACUGGCCCCUUUUCAGAGUCUAGACUCCCAGGGAGGAACAUGGGCAUUUGUCUAGUUGCUGCAGAGCCUCAGUCUCUGGAAGCAAAGACCCAUGCCCUGUAUGCGUUUUGUAGCUGGUUUCCUCAAAAUCAACCUGUGCUGACUGGAAUGGCAUCCCCUGUGCAAGGGGAGCUGGAAUCUGACCCUGAUGGCGUUGAGCCCUAUCUCUAUGGUAGCAGAGGAUUUAUUACCCGGGCCUCCACCCAGCCUGGUGGACUUUCAACUUGAAGCCAGUAGAAAAGGAAGCAAACUGUUCUAGGAGCAUCCGGUGAGCUACGAUGGCCAAGUUCCUUUCCCAGGACCAAAUUAAUGAGUACAGGGAAUGCUUCUCCCUGUAUGACAAGCAGCAAAGGGGGAAGAUUAAGGCCACGGAUCUCCUGGUGUCCAUGAGGUGCCUGGGGACCAGCCCAACACCGGGGGAAGUGCAGCGUCACCUGCAGACUCAUGGAAUAGACAAAUAUGGAGAGCUGGAUUUUUCCACCUUCCUGAUCAUUAUGCACACACAAAUGAAACAAGAGGACCCAAAGAAAGAAAUCCUUCUGGCCAUGUUGAUGGCAGACAAGGAGAAAAAAGGUUACAUCAUGGCGUCUGAGUUGCGGUCCAAACUCAUGAAACUGGGAGAGAAGCUCACCCACAAGGAAGUUCAGGACGCUCCUUCAUAAACAGAGUGAAAGCACACAUCAGAGUGAACUUUGCAUCAGCUGAGCAGUGGGAAGUGAUCCAACUUCAUGCCCUACCAAAAGAAGUGGGAGGAUGGGAGCUGUUAUCACCUUCUGAGGCUUCACAGAUAAGUGGGACUCCCUGAUGCUCUUGGCAGAGUAAGUAGCUGUGAACUGUGCUGAUGUCAGGUUCUAGGAACUAGGAUGGGGAUGGUCUGCUCAAGACUUUAAGCUACUUCCUGCCAAAUCAAGAAGUGUCUGUCUUUGGGGAAAUGACUAGACAUAUCUUUUAUUAAAG